AUGACAGUUGUUGAUCACAUGAUUUUUGACAUUAAACAAAAACAAAAAACAGUGUUCAAUAAUGUUCGCAAAAUUUUAUCGAAAUUUGAUUUAGCAGAGUUUGUCGGGUUGUGAUUUAGGCCAAUCUUUUCAAUUUUUAGUUUGUUAAGUUUCAAAUACUAAAUAAAGAAUGCCCAAUUCAAACUGUGACAUAUUGUGAAUUUUUACUUACUAUUUCAUUCACAUAAAUGGAGUUGGAGUUGCAAGACUGUUUCUUGAAUGAUGAAGACCUUCAAUUACCGCAAGGAUCAAAACAUUCUAAAAGAAAAACUGAUAAAAUACAUGAUGAGAAAAUCCCUGAACAAAUCAAAGAUGAUCAAAUGGAUAAUUUGACAUCAAUAAUUAUGCGCAAUUAUGACAAUAAACUGUAUGGAGAAGAUGACACAUCACAACCCACUUCAAGAACUGCACCAAUAAUUCCUAUUGAAGCAACACGCAAGAAAAAGAAGAGAAAGAGAUCUCAGAUAACCAUAUGUCUGACAAAUUGUCGCUACGAAUCUAUACGCAAAGUGGCUAGUGCAUUUGGUAUGCGGGAGGUGUCUGAAGAAGACGCUUGGAACUUCUACUGGACUGACAUGAGUGUAUCUGUUGAAAGAGCAAAGGAGAUGAAAAGAUUCCAAAGAAUCAACCAUUUUCCUGGAAUGUUGGAAAUUUGCAGAAAAGAUUUGCUGGCUCGAAAUCUGAAUAGAAUGCAGAAAAUAUACCCUAAGGAAUAUAACUUCUUUCCAAAGACCUGGUGUCUACCUGCUGAUUUUGGCGACGCACUAAAUUAUAGUAAGUCUAGGAAAAACAAAACGUUUAUAAUUAAACCAGAAUGUGGAAGCCAAGGUCGAGGCAUUUAUUUGACGAAAUCACUAAAAGAUAUCAAACCCACUGAUAAGCUUAUUUGUCAGGUAUAUUUAUCAAAACCAUAUCUGGUGGAUGGCUACAAAUUCGACAUACGAGUGUACACUCUAAUCACGUCGUGUGAUCCACUAAGGAUCUUUGUUUACAAUGAGGGUCUUGUCAGAUUUGCAACAAGCAGAUAUGCAGAUCCAAAUGUCAAUAAUACAACGAAUGUGUUCAUGCACCUCACUAACUAUGCGCUAAACAAACAUAGCAGGACAUAUGUGUAUGAUUCUGAGGCGGGUAGCAAACGCAAGAUAUCAACUCUGAACAAAAUCCUGCUGUCGCAAGGUGUAGACUUGGACCGUUUAUGGCACUCCAUCGACCAAGUUAUAGUCAAGACCAUUAUAUCAGCAUGGCCUAUACUCAAGCACAGCUACCAUGCUUGUUUUCCAUCUCAUGACAUGGUUCAUGCCUGCUUCGAGAUACUCGGUUUUGACAUUCUUCUCGACCACAAGCUACAUCCCUACAUUUUAGAGGUAAACCAUUCGCCAAGUUUCCACACGGAUACACAACUAGAUCGCGAGGUGAAAGAAGGCCUGCUAACGGACACAUUCACGAUGCUCAAUAUAUGGCAAUGUGACAAGAAACGUGUGCUAGAAGAGGAUCGCAAGAGGAUAAGAGACAGACUGCUACAGACUAAUAAGUUUGCAGAAUAUACACCAUCUGAGGAAAAAGAACCAGAGAAAAGUCCUUGGCAAACACAGAUACAGUGGGAAGAGACUCAUUUGGGAAACUACAGACGCGUGUACCCGGUGGGCGAGCAGUACGCGACGCUAUUCCAGCAGCCGUCGGGCUCGCUGUACACCGGCACGGCGGCGUCGCGCGCGCGCGGCGACUGCACGCGCCUGCAGCGGGAGGAGUUCCAGCAAACGAAAGCAAAAGCAGAAGCUCUCAAGAAGCCAUCUCAACCGAAGCCAAAGGAGGGCGAGAAGAAAGCGCCCGACGAGGCCAGCGCGGUCACUACUGUCACCAACAGCGCUGAUAAGAAUAAGGUCAAACCCAAACCUGAUAAAGAACAGAAACGCAAAGACAAGGAAGUUAAAGACGAGAAAAAGCUUACAGCGAAGCCGUCAGUAGUACUACAACAAGUUGUGGAGGAGAAGGAAGCGAAGCCGGCGUACGUGCUGUGCUCGUUCGAGCCGGACCCGAUCGUGGAGCGCGAGGAGCGCGAGCGCGUCAACCUGCUGGCGCAGCGGGACUUCCUCAUACGCAGCUACGGGAUGCUCGAACAGAUAUAUUUAGUUAUGAAGAAAAUGGGCACUUUACGGCCCGAAGACGAGCGCAAGUACGGCGUGUACGGACGUCUGUCUGUGGUCUCCAACUCGCCUAAGAGAAAAAUGAUGAAGAAUAAAGAAAUAAUUCCGCAUAAGAUGCACGGCUGUGGAGACAUGCUUGCAGAAUCUUGCGUGCAUCUCGUGAAGGUAGUGAUGGACGAGCCAGCGGCCUCGAAUUCACUCACACGUUACGGGACAAGUACUUGUAAUGUGUGGAGAAAAUAUAUACAAUCGCCUUCGAAAUCAUCGAAAUAAAUGUAAUUCAAGUUAUGUUACUGUGCUAUCGAAUUAUGUAAAUAUAACGGGAGCCACUUUGCCAUUUGCGAAUCAGGGAAUGGAAGCUACCCUAUAGUAUAUUGUAAAUUCUGGCGCUUUGUAAACCUUUAAGAAUAUACAUAUUGUAUUGUUUAAUA
This is a messenger RNA of Colias croceus (clouded yellow), 2614 nucleotides long. RefSeq names its product tubulin polyglutamylase TTLL13-like. Gene Ontology annotation, cellular component: cilium. The transcript is spliced from 20 exons. Lineage: Eukaryota; Metazoa; Arthropoda; Insecta; Lepidoptera; Pieridae. Bases 228 to 2456 code for a protein of 742 amino acids. The record is from RefSeq and is a predicted model, not a curated record. Gene Ontology annotation, molecular function: tubulin-glutamic acid ligase activity; tubulin binding. Gene Ontology annotation, biological process: protein polyglutamylation; microtubule cytoskeleton organization.